AUGCCACCUCGAUCCCCGACAGGCGACAGCACUCGAGCGAUGCCCAACACGGUCGAAUCGGAUCGACUCCCCACGCCAGAGGACCUGUUAGUGGACAAGGACACGGUGACGGCCAAAAGGCGGACAGCACUCAACAGACUCAAGUGCAACCGACAGUCACCCUGCGACCAGUGUAUCAAGAGGAAUGUCGCCUCAACAUGCAACUUUAUUCCCUAUGCCCAGAAUGAGCCUCGCCCACCCCCAUCAGUCUCGGGCGCAACACCCGGCUCAGGCAGUGGUAGCUCUCGCAACAGGAAAGGGCCUCUUCAGGACAUGACGGCGGCAGCCCGCCUUCGGCACCUCGAGCAUAUGGUCCAGGUCUUGAAAGCACAAAUGCGCCGUGAGGAGAGCGUUGGUGCGGACGUCCCAGCUUCGUCUAGGGGUAUUUCCCCCGUCCCUCCCUCGCCCUCUGUCGGGUCAAUGUCGCAAGAGACGCAGCCCGAUGCAGGAUCAAUGGCCAAGGGGACAGCAGGCGCCAUGGCCGAUCCGUCAAGAUAUGUGGAAGUCAUCCACUGGGAAGCAGUCCUCGACGAGAUUACCACCUUGACCAAGAAUCUCAAAGCCUCAGAUGAAAGCUCGGAGGAUGAAGAGGAAGACUGUUCUCCCAGCAAUGUACCAGAACGCUACCCCGCCUCAGUCCUCUUUGCUGGCGGGUUUGCUCCUGUUCCCUUGGCUGACAUGUUCCGACGCCUGCCACCGAAGCCAGUAUGCGACCGUCUCCUGAACAUAUUCUUUGAGGUAAAAGACCCCUCCUGGUCAGUCUUCCAUCUCCCCACGCUUUGGAAAUACUACAAUGCGCUUUGGCAAGAAGGGGCCGAGUAUUCGUAUGCCGACCUGGCCUUCUUCUUCCUCUUGUUCGCCAACUCCGCCGUAUUCUGUAGUCAUACGGGAGAGGCAGUUCCUGGCAACCUAGGGAGCCCGAUGCAGGCAUACAGCAUAUUCAAAACCACAGGCGCUCACGCCCUUGCGCUUUCUGACUACAGCACGCCAGGAAAAAACAAGCUCGAGGCCCUGUAUAUGUAUUUUAUCAUUGAGUUUAUCGGCCAGCCAGACGCACCGCUCAGCACGUCCAUCAUCUUUUCCAACAUAAUCCGACUGUCCAUGCAUAUGGGGUUACAUCGGGACCCGAAGCAUUAUCCUACCAUGAGCCCGUUUGAGGGUGAAAUGCGCAGGAGGCUCUGGUAUCUCUUCGUCGAGGUUGAUCAGGUCGUCUCGUUCCAGUUUGGACUCCCUAGCAAUAUCCAGCCCCGCUUCUACGACACCGAAAUCCCUCGCAAUCUUCUCGACGAAGACUUUGACGAGACGACCAAGGAACUUCCGCCCUCCAGGCCCGAAUCCGAGUUUACCCCCAUCCUCCUGAACAUUGUGAAAUCUCGCAUGAUACGGGCCUUUGGGGAUAUCACAGCAGCCAUGUGCUCGAGGAAUCCAAUCAGCUACGCUGAAGUCAUUCGUCUCGACAAGCAACUUGAGGACGCCCACAAAAGUCUUCCUCAUCUCCUCCAGUUUCGCAGCUUCGCCGAGUCCACGGAUGAUCCUAUCGACGUCGUCAUGCAGCGGUUUUGGAUGGAGCUGAUGUAUCAAAAGGCCAGGAUAGUGCUGCACCGAAGAUACAUGGGCAUCGGAAGGACGGAUAAGCGUUACACGCACUCUCAGCAGGUCUGUUUGGACGCGGCCACCAAAACAUUGCGAUGCCAAUACGAUGCUCACUGUGAGCGACAACCAGGGGGGCGACUGACUUCGGAGAAGAAAAACGGCUCGUUCUUCCGAACUAGUAUUAGCAAUCAUGACUUUCUCCUCGCCGGCAUGAUCCUCUGUCUCGAACUUUCAUACAUCAAAGCCAGGGAGAAAAGGGAGGCAUCUCCCGCUGAUAUGCAGUCUGACACGGUCGAGAACGAUGUUAUUUCGAAGGAUCAGUUGAUGCAGAUGCUCGAGACCUCGCGGCAGAUCUGGCAGUCGACAAGGAAGCAGUCGGCCGAAGCGAACAGGGCGUUCAAAAUUCUGUCGAAAAUGCUGUGCAUGUCAACAGGAGCCGUGUUCGAAAGCAGCCCAGAAUCAUCGGGUAGCGCAUACGACUCCUUUCAGGCGUCUACCAUGGCAAACGAAGAAUCAGGUUCAGGCGCUGUACCGAUCGGAGUCACCGGAGCGAACCCCUAUUACUAUACACAACCUCAGGCUCCCACAACCGUGAACCAGGUCGUACCUGUUGCCAUACCUAUAGCGAUGCCACAAACGGCAACAAUCCCGAUUGCCGAGCAGAUGCAGUAUUCCCCGGCGUGGCAGCCAGACCUCCCUCCGCCAAUGGGGCCUGUGGACUUUUCCCCCUAUAACACGAUGAGCCAGUUCAUGGAUCCGAGCUUGACAGCAGACUGGCACAUGUGGGAUAAUCAGGUCCAGAACGGGAACGUUGACGAGCUUCAAAUACCCUGGAAUACGUUCUUCCACACUCCGAUGCCAGGCUAUCAAUAA
Molecule: messenger RNA, 2505 nt
Organism: Sordaria macrospora k-hell
Lineage: Eukaryota; Fungi; Ascomycota; Sordariomycetes; Sordariales; Sordariaceae
Biological process (GO): DNA-templated transcription
Molecular function (GO): DNA binding; zinc ion binding
Source: RefSeq, a predicted model, not a curated record